Melopsittacus undulatus (budgerigar) is the source of this 457-nucleotide messenger RNA. Its product is annotated as FXYD domain-containing ion transport regulator 3. Gene Ontology annotation, cellular component: membrane. The record is from RefSeq and is a predicted model, not a curated record. Bases 68 to 337 code for a protein of 89 amino acids. The transcript has 8 exons. Lineage: Eukaryota; Metazoa; Chordata; Aves; Psittaciformes; Psittaculidae. Gene Ontology annotation, biological process: regulation of sodium ion transmembrane transporter activity. Gene Ontology annotation, molecular function: sodium channel regulator activity.
UCCUUGCUGGGGUCGGGACUGCCCUCCCAGUAACACCAGUUUCCGCCCAGUAACGUGUUCCUGCAGGAUGGAGUGGGGGAGCUUGAGCGUACUGGUCAUACUGGGAGUUCUGCCCCCAGUAAGAGGGAAUCCUCUGCCCCCUGAUACCACCAGUCCCUUCCACUAUGAUUGGCAUCGCCUGCGUGUGGCUGGGCUGGUGGUGGCUGCUGUCCUAUGUGUGAUGGGCAUCAUCAUCCUCCUCAGUGGGAAGUGCAAGUGUGGGAGCAAAGCCAGCCGCCGUUGUCCCCCCCCGGACUCCUCCCACCUCAUGGCUCAUGGAACCAGCAGCACGUGUUGAGGUGACCCCAUUGUCCCCAAUGGAUAUGGGGCAUAUAUGGGGGGGAUGGUCGUUUUGGGGUGAAACCCUCCGAAAACAGCAAGAAAUGGGACAUUGAGUAAAAAGUGAUGGUUUAAUGGG